This is a messenger RNA of Dermacentor silvarum, 572 nucleotides long. RefSeq lists its product as uncharacterized. The transcript is spliced from 2 exons. The record is from RefSeq and is a predicted model, not a curated record. Bases 1 to 495 code for a protein of 164 amino acids. Lineage: Eukaryota; Metazoa; Arthropoda; Arachnida; Ixodida; Ixodidae.
AUGACCGGCGGCUGGUCAACGGCUGUUUUCGGCGGCCAAUUGUGGGCCGCCCGGACGUCCGAUGAAGGCCGCUGCCUGGUGCGCUCCUUCGUAGCCCGGGGCCAAGGCGACGCUCACGAUGCUGUGCCGAGCACGGCAGAGCUCGUCGUGACUGCGCCCGGCCGCAGGCGCGAUUGCGAGCUGACAAGCGUGUCUCGCUGGUCGACCGGGCUCGAGACGCUCGUGCUCCGUGCCGGGAACGCGGUGCACAUUUGGGACGCGGAGAGCGGCACGUUCAACACUACUGCGGUCAAGCAGGUGGCAGCUGACGCUUCGCAAUGCACCGUGCUCGACGGUCCGACGUUGGUCUCGCUAUCGCCUGGCCGAUUACUGCUCGAGCCUCUGCCGCCAAUGGAUGGCCCUCCGGUGACAGUAACCUUGGAAAAACAGGAGUCGGUCCCAAGCCAUCUUGUCCGGCACCAGCUGCCAGGUAGCUAUCGCUGGAGAGGCCUGUGAGCCAUGCUGCGUUCUUCUCUGUGUCCUCGCACUAAAGGAAGGUGCGUGCUUUGUUGCGACUUCUGGUACUCGGACAA